This is a messenger RNA of Pestalotiopsis fici W106-1, 1941 nucleotides long. RefSeq lists its product as uncharacterized. Lineage: Eukaryota; Fungi; Ascomycota; Sordariomycetes; Amphisphaeriales; Sporocadaceae. The coding region runs from base 1 to 1941 and encodes 646 amino acids. The transcript is spliced from 2 exons. Gene Ontology annotation, cellular component: nucleus; tRNA (m1A) methyltransferase complex. Gene Ontology annotation, biological process: tRNA methylation. The record is from RefSeq and is a predicted model, not a curated record.
AUGCACUCCCUCGUCCAACCCGACGCCUGGGUCGCUCUGAAACUCCCCAACGGAACUCUCAGGGUGCUUCAGGUGACUCCAAAUACAACCAUUUCCCUGGGCAAAUACGGGUCGUUCCCAAGCAAUCUGAUCAUCCAAAGGCCGUAUCAUUUAACAUACGAGCUCCAAUCAAAGCUCGAAUCAGAGAACUUUCACCGUCUUCGCAUUGUACCCGCCUCAGAGCUCUACGCGGAUAUUCUCGCGUCCCGCGACUCGUCCAACUCGCCCGACUCUCCCACAUCGGACCCCGAGGACGACGAUGAAGAUGGCGCAGACGCCGCUGUGACCUCGGGUGCAGAGUACACAUUAGUUGAUGCGUCUUCUGGCGCUGUGGUUGCCAAGUCGGACGAGACUGCCGUACUCAACGAUGUUGCGGCUGCUUCUGCCACACAGACUCUCAGCAUGGAAGAGAUCGAGGCGCUGAAGAAGGAUGGGUCCGGCGCCGGUCAGGAUAUUAUUGCGAAACUCAUGCUGUCGCAUACUGCGCUCGACCAAAAGACCGAGUACUCGCUCGCCAAAUACAAGCUGCUCAAGACCAGGAAGUACAUCCGCCGCUUCACCGUGCUGCCGAUGGACGUCCCUCUGUUUGACCACUGGCUCCUUGAGGAAAGAGACUCGACAAAGAUCUUAGAGAUGCGCGAGGAGAUGAUUGGCCUGCUUGGGUGCUGGGCAAAUGUUCAUUGGGGAGGCGAGGACGACCGUGAGAACGAGGCUGAGGAUGUCAAUGACGAUGAAUCCACGGAGAUUGAUAACGCGCAGGGUCGCUAUCUGGUGGUUGAUGACACUGGAGGUCUUCUGGUGGCAGCAAUGGCUGAGAGACUGGGUAUUUUAUAUCCGUCCGAGAAGAGAGGAUCGCUGGACGAAUAUCUAGAGGCCCAGAAAACACCACAACAGCGAAGGGAAGAGCGAAACCGCACAAAGGCCGCCAUUGAGAAUGAUGGUGUCACGGAGGAUCUAAAGCAAGAAGAGGACGAAGAGGCUCCCAGGGCACAGCAACAGGAGUCUGAGGUAAAGAUUGAGGAGACGGAUGAGGCUCAGCCAGAACCCGAGCCAGAAGCUGUCAAUGAUCGCACAGAGACCAGCAGUGCACCUAAGAAGUACCCUUCUGGUUCCGGAAAGCGUGGAGAUGACGGCGUACCAUAUGCCAAGUCGAAUACUUUGACAUUGGUCCAUGCCAACUCGCAACCUAACCUCAGCUUGCUCAAGUAUUAUGACUUCGACAUCACGAACCCUACCCAGUCUCUCGACCAUCCGCUCGCUAGGAAUCUCAUGGCCCUCUCAUGGCUGCAAUUACUAGAGCCCACCGCCGACACCACAUACAUGGCAGAGCCUCCGGCGGUCUCCUCGGAUGAGCUCAAGACAUGGAAGACGAAUCGCAGAGCUAAUUAUCACCGAAAGCGCCGCCGAUGGGCUCGGGUCCGUCAUAUCGUCGAUACGGCGCGGGCAGGCAGCUUCUCUGGGCUAGUCGUUGCCAGCACGAUGGAUCCGAUAUCUAUCAUGAAGCAUGCUGUACCUCUCCUCGCUGGCGGCGCACCGAUUGCCAUCUACUCGCCAACCAUUGAGCCGUUAACCAAACUCGCUGAUUGCUAUAGCAUAGCAAGGCGCGGCGCUUGGAUAUCGGAUCCUCCUGAGGGAGUGGCCGAGAAGACGCCGGAGGAACUUGAGCACUGGGGCGGCACAGAGGAGUACCCGCUGAACCCUACCUUGGUUCUCGGAGCCGCUCUACAAACGAGCAGAGUGCGCAAGUGGCAGGUUCUGCCGGGUCGUACGCAUCCGCUCAUGACGAGCCGAGGAGGUGCUGAGGGAUACGUCUUUACAGCUUGGAAAGUGAAACCGGCCGCGGGCAAAGUCGAAGCACGAGGCAAGGGACUCCGGAACAAGAAGCGCAAGGUCGGCGAGUGA